This is a messenger RNA of Xiphophorus couchianus (Monterrey platyfish), 2822 nucleotides long. It is a transcript of the gene tax1bp1b, whose product is annotated as Tax1 (human T-cell leukemia virus type I) binding protein 1b. The transcript is spliced from 18 exons. Bases 148 to 2661 code for a protein of 837 amino acids. Lineage: Eukaryota; Metazoa; Chordata; Actinopteri; Cyprinodontiformes; Poeciliidae. The record is from RefSeq and is a predicted model, not a curated record.
UCUGACACUUUGCGGAAGUGACGUUAUGUUAUUAUUAUUCCAGGAAAAGGACACGGGAAAGCCCUGAACUGCGUCAACUGCGUUUUUAUGAUACAUUUGAAUGUUGGCUGAUGUUUAACAUGUCCACAAGCCACUGCUGAAUGAUAUAUGGCUUUGUUCCUGGAUGGGACCUUAUUGAGCAGAAACAUGGACACAUCAAAUUUUGCCCACGUCAUCUUCCAGAAUGUGGGGAAGAGUUACCUGCCCCAUGCUGCGCUCGAUUGUCACUAUACCCUGACACAGUUCAUCAAACCACAUCCAAAGGACUGGGUUGGUAUAUUUAAGGUUGGUUGGAGCACAGCGAGGGAUUAUUACACAUUCUUGUGGUCGCCUCUCCCAGAGAACUACGUGGAAGGCACAGCAGUCAACAGAACCGUGAUCUUUCAGGGUUACUAUGUCCCCAAUGACGAUGGGGAGUUCUACCAGUUUUGCUAUGUGACCCACAAAGGGGAGAUCCGGGGGGCGAGCACGCCUUUCCAGUUUCGUGCAAACAGCCCUUCCGAGGAUGAGCUGCUGACUGUUGAAGAUGAAUGCAAUUCUGACAUUCUGGUCGUCACCACCAAGGCUGGCUUGCUUGAGCAAAAAGUGGAAGAAGCUCAGAGAGAGAAAGAUGAGCUGCUGAAAAGCAUGGCCCUCAUCCAGCAGGAGAAGGAGCAGCUUGACGCAGAGAAGGAGAGUCUGCAGAAGGAGUUUGAGCAAGAAAAAGAGACCUGUGCCCAGCUGAGAAGAGAGAUCCAAGAGGUGCUACACUCGUCUCAGGCCCUUCAGGAGGAGAAGGAAGAGGUCAAGAGGCGACUGGAGGAUGCCACGGCCAGGAUUGUACAGUUAGAAGAGGAUCUGAUUGGGGUCACACAGAAGGGACUUCAAAAGGAAACCGAGCUGGACAGCCUUAAAGAUCGAUUGAAGAAAGUCGCUCUAGAGAAAGAGGCUCUUGAAUCUCACGUAAAGAAUGAGAGAGAUGAGAAGGAACUCUACAAGAUUCACCUGAAAAACCGGGAGCUGGAAAACACUAAGCUGAGUGCGGAGCUGCAGAUGCUAAAGUCCGUGGAUGUAAACAAGGAAAACACCAUUGCCCAGUUCAAAGAAGAGGUGGGACGCCUGCAGGCAUGCCUCACAGAGAAGGAAAAACAGUACAAAGAAAUCCUGGCCAAAGUUUCUCCUUUGGGUGACAUGAAGGCCCUGAAGGAGCAGCUGCGGCAGAAAGAGGAUCAGCUCCAGGCCAACCAGCAGCAGUCCUCUCUGCUGGCUGCCGAACUGAGGGAUGCCUCCAGCGCCCGGGAUCGCACCAUGUCUGAGCUCUACCACAUGAAGCUCGAGGCGGACGCCCUGCGCCAGGCCAAGGCCGAAGCUCAGGCCCAGUGUGUCCACCUGGAACUCGUAGUCGAACAGAUGAAGGCAGAUGCCAAAAAGGAGGCGGCCAAAUUGGAGGAGGAAGCGAGCACAGACCCAGCUGUUGUAGCAGAGCUGCAGAGAGAGGUGGAGGACCUGAAGCUGCGGCUGCUCAUGGCUGCAGAGCACUACAAGGAGAAGUACAAGGAAUGCCAGCGACUGCAAAAACAAGUCCUCAAACUAUCUGAACAGCAGGGGGAAGUGAGGAAAAGCACAGCACAAGAGGUCGCCGCAAUCCCUGCAUCAGGGAGUCCAGACACAUCGGUGCCGGGCAGCCCAGGUUCUGCUGACCCCAUGUUGGAGGCCAUCAUCCAAGAGAAGCUCAAAGGCAUCAGCAGAGAAGCUUCCGACAGAAAUGACAAAUACAGAAAAUGCAAGCAGAUGCUGAUAGAGGAAAAGGAGCGCAGCAGCUUGUUUGCAGACGAGCUGGCCAAGACGGAGCUGAAAUUAAAGGAGCAGCUGAAGACCAACGAGAGUCUAAAGUUGCAGCUGGCUGCCGCAGAGGACCGUUAUAAGAGUCAAGUAGCUGAGAAGGGUCGGGAGCUGAAGGAGCUGAGGGACUCGUUUGCACUCGUGAAGGAGAAGGAAAAACUGGAGGGGGAGCUCCAGAAGAGCAGCAGCAAGAAGGGCGAUCAAGGGGCCAGUGAGAAAACCAGCUUGGAGAACCUCCAGACCAGUGUGCCUUUAAUUCUUCAGUACCCCGUCCCUUACGCCCAGGACACCCCGACCCCACUGCUGGUCUCUCAGAGUCCAAGCAAACUACACUUUGGGAACCCUUAUUCCAUCUCAGACUCAAAAGAUGAGACAGAGGAGGAGUUCUCAGAUGAUCAGCCUCUGAAGCUGCCCCCCGUAGGCCCACCCUCCUGGGACAGCAACGUGGUCUGCAUCCAGCCCUCCCGCAACCUCAGCCGGCCAGAAGGACACGAAGAGGCAGAGGAAAACAACAAUGUUAACACCAACGAACAGCCGCUAGGAACAGAAACACGCAGCUCAUUUGUGAAUGAUGGACAAACCCCCUUCUGCUUUGACUCCAGCAUGGAUAUGAAACGCUGUCCGCUCUGCGAGGUUAUCUUCCCACCCAACUACGACCAGAGCAAGUUCGAGGAACACGUGGAGAGCCACUGGAAGAUCUGCCCCAUGUGCAGCGAGCAGUUCCCCCUGGACUGCGACCAGAAGGUGUUCGAGAACCACGUGCUCACUCACUUCGACGGGCACCCGCUCAACUUCGACUAAAGAAACUGAAAACCAAUGGAGUCUGCAGACUUUCUGCCAUCCUCUGAAAAAGAAUCACUUUAAGCUCUCUUCUGCAUGUAGUGGUGUUCGGCUCCUCUCUGUAGAGCUAUCCUAACUUUUGCUUUCUUUUAACUUGGAGAUCCACUCUGAGGUGACGUUUG